CCGGCGCGUCUUCUCUCACUUUAUCUAUAUUAUAGUUCAGAAUAUUCUAACUCUAUUUUUUCACCUUAAAAACUAAUUGAAUGUGAUAACUGCGUGUUUUUUUAACGUCUCACCGUUUAAUGUUCAUUUACUGGAUUAUUUAAUAUCAUAUUUCUGCUCGUGCGCUGCCGCCGUGCUGUGAUGUUGUGUCAGACCGUUUCCAGAGGUGGAUAUUAGUUUGUUUUAUUGUCCCGGGUCGGACCGGACCGGCUCUGUUGGGGUCCCGUGUUACAGGAUGCUGCUGAUCCGGGUCAGCCUGGCUCUGCUGUCCUGGUUCUGUUCAUGGAGCCGUGGCCAGGACUACGACAGCUGGGUGAACCAGCCGGUGUUGUCCAAUGGUCUCUGUCGCUACGGCAACAGCGUGGAGUGUUGUUGGGGCUGGAGACCGAUGGACUGGGGACGCUGUCAACCUUACUGUCAGCAGGGCUGUAAACACGGAGAGUGUGUUGGACCGGACCGAUGCAAAUGUCACCCAGGAUACACCGGCAAGGCCUGUAACCAAGACCUGAACGAGUGCGGUCUGAAGCCUCGGCCCUGUAAGCAUCGCUGUAUGAACACGCCUGGCAGCUACAAGUGUUACUGUAUGGACGGAUACAUGCUGCAGCCGGAUGGGAGCUGCAGGAAUGCUCGAACCUGUUACCAUGCCAACUGUCAGUACGGCUGUGAGGUCAUCAAAGGGGCGGUCCGGUGUACCUGUCCGUCGCCGGGGUUACGGCUGGGACCCGACAGACGCACCUGUGUGGACAUUGAUGAGUGUGUGUCGGGUGGUGGUGUGUGUCCUCGUCGCAGGAAGUGCAUGAACACGUUCGGCAGCUUCCUGUGUAAAUGUCACCUCGGCUUCAAACUCACGUACAUCAACGGACGCUACAGCUGCAUCGAUAAAGACUCUCGGCCGUUCUGCUCUUUGAAUCCGUCUUCUCCAAAGUGCCGCUGUAAAGACGGCAGCUGUAAAGCGAUACCCAGAAUCCCUCUGGAGCCUCCGAGACCCAGAACUACAACAACUACAACAACUACAACAACUACAACUCCCAUCACCACCACCACCACCACUACCACUACUACUAUUAGUACUACAGCACAGCCAACCACUACGGUCCCCACGACGACCAUCACCAUAGCAACAACUACUCUGGCUGCUACAACCACCACUUCAACACCUACUACUACACCUGUUACUACACCUGUUAUUACUACUACUACACCUGUUACUACUACACCUAUUACUACUACACCUGUUACUACUACACCUGCUACUACACCUAUUACUACUACACCUGUUACUACACCUAUUACUACUACACCUGUUACUACACCUAUUACUACUACACCUGUUACUACACCUGUUACAACUACACCUGUUACUACACCUAUUACUACAACUACACCUGUUAUUACUACUACUACACCUGUUACUACUACGCCUGUUAUUACUACUUCUACACCUUUUACUACUACUACAGCACAGCCAACCACUACGGUCCCCACGACGACCAUCACCAUAGCAACAACUACUCUGGCUGCUACAACCACCACUUCAAUACCUACUACUACACCUGUUACUACUACUACAACACUUCUUACUACAUCAGAAACCACUCCUCUUAUUAUUACUACUACUACACCUGUUGUUACUACAACACCUGUUACUACGCCUGUUACUACUACUACACCUAUUACUACAACAACACCUGCUACUACUACGUCCAGUACUGUUCCAAGUACUGCACCACCUUUACCUACAACCACUGUGAGUACAUCUGCUCCUGUGCCAACUACAACCCAACUGGAUACAACUACAACUACAACUACGGCAAUGACGACAACGCCAACGAUCGCUACCACAGUCGCCACGACGACCACCACCACCGUUUCCAUGGCAACAACCACAGUGAACAACAAGAUCAACAAGGACGUGACGCAGAAACAGAGAGGAGACGUUCACAUCCCUCGUAACCCGGGUCAGAACCAGGUCUGGGAGUUUGACAUCGAGUUGGGAAACACGGCAGACGAAGCCAAAGACGAUCCUGAGGUCGGAGUAUUUCACUGUUCCUUCGAUCACGGAGUCUGUGAUUGGAUGUCUGACAGAGACGGUGACCUGCAGUGGGAAACUGUUCACACCUCUGAAGGCGGACGUUACCUGUCUGUGCCAGAGCUGAAGGCGGGACAAAGGAGCAUCCGUGGCGCUCGAUUGGCCGUCCAAAUAGUCCCGCCCUGGAACCAUGGCGACCUGUGUUUCUCCUUCUCUCAUUGGUUGACGGGGCAUCACGUGGGCGUGCUGCAACUCUUUAUCCGAAAGAAAGGACGAACCCAAAGGUAUAGUCCCGCCCUCUGGAGCAGGACAGGUGGACACGGCUGGAGACAGACGCAGGUUACCUUGACGACGCACGCUCUGGACAAGGUGUUGCUGAAGGCCGAGCGAAGGAAAGGACGACGAGGACAAAUCGCCGUGGAUGAUGUCAGACUGAGACGGGGGGCGUGUCGAUGACAUCACAGCGUCCUCACACAAACGGACAAUUUAAAACUUUUCAAAACUGAUGAAUCAGAGAUAAUUUAAAAGACGAAGCUGCUGUUUUUUUAUAUAUAACAAUAAAUCCUGUAAACUGUUUGACGUUCAGCAGUUUCUAGAUGAAUUUCUUCGUUGCUUCGUUAUUUAAACUCUUUCUGAGAAGGAGGAAAAAAAACUAAAAGACUAAAAACACUAACUCAGCAGAGCGACAGAGGAACUCCUGUGACCUUUGACCUUCAGCGUUCAGAUGGAAACGAAGUCAAACAUUCACUGAAACUGAACUUUGCUUU
Scomber japonicus (chub mackerel) is the source of this 2835-nucleotide messenger RNA. Its product is annotated as nephronectin-like. The transcript is spliced from 13 exons. Gene Ontology annotation, cellular component: membrane. The record is from RefSeq and is a predicted model, not a curated record. NCBI's taxonomy places the organism in Eukaryota, Metazoa, Chordata, Actinopteri, Scombriformes, Scombridae. Bases 275 to 2524 code for a protein of 749 amino acids. Gene Ontology annotation, molecular function: calcium ion binding.